This is a messenger RNA of Triplophysa rosa, 7727 nucleotides long. It is a transcript of the gene nin, whose product is annotated as ninein (GSK3B interacting protein). The transcript is spliced from 27 exons. The coding region runs from base 206 to 6652 and encodes 2148 amino acids. Gene Ontology annotation, biological process: centrosome localization; centrosome-templated microtubule nucleation; microtubule anchoring at centrosome. Gene Ontology annotation, cellular component: centriole; centrosome; mitotic spindle pole. Gene Ontology annotation, molecular function: calcium ion binding. Lineage: Eukaryota; Metazoa; Chordata; Actinopteri; Cypriniformes; Nemacheilidae. The record is from RefSeq and is a predicted model, not a curated record.
CCAGCCCACUUUAACUUCAUACACACUGAUCCGAGCGCCCAGCAGUAAGACAACACAUUCACAGCUUCUUCGCCUUAAUAAAAUCACAACAACAAGCAGCGGUUCCGUUUCAGCGCGAGCUCCGGAUGAAACUAUUAAUGGACUAAAAGCUGAAUAACGGAGAGAGAGAGCGCGCGUGCGUCAGUGAUACCGCCGGGAAAGGCUGAUGGAUGGAGCGAGGGAUCAGUAUGAGGAACGAUUGAAAGAGGUGUUCGAGAGUUUUGAUGGCAGCGGUUCGGGCUCGUUAUGUUCUGAAGAACUGACCGAUCUCUGUCGAGCCCUUCAGCUGGAGGAGAACACGCUCAAUGCGCUAUUACAUGCACUGCUGCACGACCAAUUUAGCGCUUGGGUUGAUUUUGAACAAUUUAAGGAUGCACUGAUCCUUGUUUUGUCAAGGUCAAACACAGAAGAUCCACAGGAAUGUCCUGAACAACCAGAUUCCCCUGAAGUCCAGCCACGGUUUGUGAAGGGAAGUAAGCGUUAUGGCCGCCGUACUGCCCCAGAGUUCAUACACGCACACGCUGAGUCACAUAGGCAGGCUGAAGAUGAGGAUGAGAAGGAUGAAGAUGCUCAAACGGGUGAUGACAGAACUGUACCCAGAAAGCGUGAGCGUUGGAAUGCUGACCUGAGCAUUUCUGAAGAGUUUGAGGCAGAAGGUCAGUUGCAUCUCUGGAACCCAGAUGAACCGACCACACCCAUUGCGUUGCCGCUCUGUGAUUUGGAGGAGCGUUUACAUAAUGCUUGUCAUCAGCUGUCUCUACCCAUAAAUGGCACAGCCACAAUGCAACAGCUACAUAUGCUGUGCCAACACAUAGGCAUAGAGUUGGGUGAGGAUCUGGUGCAGUGUUCUGAUGGCAAUUCAAUGGAUGUGCAGGAGUUUGUGUCAUACAUUAUAAACCACAGCAAACCACCCACACCGUCAGCAUCCACACCCUAUAGACAAUUAAAAAGACACCAUUCGACUCAGUUUGAUGAAUCAGGUCGUCGAAUCUCAUGUGCUUUGAGCAGUACAAUCGGUCUGCGUCUGUUUUCGGUUUUGGAUGAUGGAUCAGGACACGUUCCUGUGGAAACAUUGCUGUACAGGUGGAUGGAAGAGGGAGUGGAUAACAGCGCAGAGAUCUUGCAGGCUUUGGAUUUUAAUUCGGAAGAUAAAGUGAAUCUGGCUGAGCUGACCGUUGCCCUGGAAAAUGAGCUGCUGAUCACCAAGAACUCAAUCCACCGGGCGGCGUUAGUGAGCUUCAAGGCAGAAAUCAGACAUCUGCUUGAGUGUGUUGACCUGGAAAGACGUGAGAAGGAGAGGAUUCGCUUGGAUCUGGACAAAGCAGAGAAGCUCAAAUCUCAGCUGGCAUCUGAAGUGGACGACCACCAUGCUGCUAUUGAGCGCAAUAAUGAGCUCAAUCUCCGGAAGUUGGAGCAAGAAUAUAAAGACGGUAUGAAUGCUCUGAGGGCUGAGCUGAGUAAAGAGGUGGAGCUUGUGCAGCAGCAGGCCAAUCAGCAGCGAGAAGAGCUGGAAAACGAAAUGAGCAAGAUGAAGGAAGAAGAGAACUUCCUACGAGAGCACCUAACUCUCACCAUUAAAGAGAAUGGCCGUCUGGAGGCGGAGCUGAUCGAUAGCAUGGAGAAACUGGUGGAGGCUGAAAACCAGAUAAACAAACUCCAAAAAAACCUGGAUGGUGUUUUGAAAGAGAGGUUUGGUGAUCUGGAUCCAGACAGUGCUGAGUUCUACCAGCAGGAGAACCGUCUAAGACACUUACACAUGAACUAUGAGAAGCAGUGCAGGGAUUUGCAGGAUCGCAUCGAUGAGUUGGAAGCACAGCUGAAGGAAUAUCAGACUUUAGGCCACCCCCCUUCAACACGUCCAGGACAAAGUCUGUCUGAAGAACUGGCCAACACGAGCCCAGACCCAGAUUCUCAAAAACAGCAGAUAUUAAACAUGAGUCUAGAGACAGAGAUGCUACUGGAGCAACACCAGAGAGAGAUGGAAAGCCUCAGAGCCAUGGUGUAUGAAGAAAAACGCAGCGCUGAGGAAGAGAGGAGUCGUCUCUCCUUGCAGCAUCAUCAGGAGAUGCAGGUUUUGAGGGAGGAGAUGGCAACCCAGUUGAAGAGAGUGCACACGCUGGAGCAGGAGCUGUCCGGUCUCCAUGCACUCCACCAGCAGGAGAUCAGCUCGUUCACACAGGAGGCGCAGGAUGCCAGGAACCGUGCUGACCAGCUGGAGGAACAGUUGGCAAUUCUGGAGGAGAAACGGUCUGCUUGUGAAGAGCAGAGUCGAGGACAUGCCGAUGAGAUCGGGAUGAUGGAGUUAAAGCACCAGGAGAUGCUAGAGACAUGUCUGCAGGAGCAGAAAGAGAGACUGCAAGAGGAAAAGAAAAUGCAGGGGAGGCUCGCGGAACAGUGGGAACAAGAACGGGAGUGUUUGCAGAAGAGACAUGAUGAGGUGUUAAGGACACAUCUUGAGGAAACACAGCAGAGAAAAGAACAAGAGUGCGUUGAGCUGGAAAGGAGGCUCAAGGAGGAAUGGGAAAGGGAGAGGCUGGAGUUAGAAAAGGGUAGUAAGGAGACGUUGCAGGUCAUGUUGGAGGAGAAGGAGAGAAAGCUCAGGGAGAAAUGGCAACAGGAGAAACAGGAAUUAGAGGAGGUCAGUAAGGUGACAUUGCAGGCUAUGCUGGAGGAGAGGAGGGAGAGAGAGAGGAGAUUUAGGGAGAAAUGGGAUGAGGAACAUGCUUUGUUAGAGAAGGAACAUUAUGAUGUGCUCCUCCAGCGUUUAGAGGAGGAAAGAGAAUCCCUUCGUGCACAGCAGGAGGAGACGGAGAGGACGAUGAUGGAGCAUUGGGAGAGAGAGAGGGCUCAGCUGGAGAAACAGCAUGAGGAGGUGCUACACGCCUGUUUGGAGCAGGAGAGAGAGAGAGUGCAAGCAGAGAGAGAGGCGCAGGAGAGAAGGUGGCAGAAGGUGCUGAAAGAGGAACAGAGCCGGAUGGAGGAGACGCACAGAGAGGCCAUGCUGGAGCUUAGUGCCAAACACGGUGAGGAGAGAGAGAGACUCGGCAGCCUUCUGGAGAAUCUACGCACAGAUAUUGCACAGGAGAGGAGAGAGUUGGAGACACAAUUCUCUCAACGCCUGAAAGAGGUGGAGGACCGUUUCUGUGAUGACCAAGAGGCAGUGUCUGAGUGUUUUCAGCUGGACGUAUGUAAACUGCAGCAACAUUAUCAAAGUGAGACCGCAGCUUUAAAGCAACAGCAUGCUGCAGACUGUGCCCGCUGGGAGGAGGGGUCAGAAUCAGCCGUCCAGGAGGGGGAGCAACAGCAGAAGCUAUUGAGGCAGGUCCUAGACCUUGAGAGGGAGCAGCUAAAAAUGGAGCAUCAGCAACUUGAACUCACACAUGCCCAAGAUAUUAAAACUCUGACAGAUAAGAACGUCCAGCUUCAGGCCGAGCUGGAGAGUUUCAUCAGUGCCGCUCAGUCCAAAGAAAUCGCGCUUAGCUGUCAACUCAAUGAGCUGCACAACCAUCUGCAGGAGAGCAAGGAGGCCAAAGAUCUCAUGCUGGCACUGGCCGAGCACAAAGCCGCUGAGCUGGAGGCGAUGCUGCAGCAGGCUGUGGAUGACUUCAUCCAAGAGAGGGUGGAACUACAAAAGAGUCUGUCUGCUUUGGAGAGCAAGCGAGGUGAAGGACUCUAUCAGAGCAUGGAGCUAAAAAUCAGAAUCCAGGAGAGUGAGGAGCUUCUCUGUCAGGCAGCUGAGGACUUAAGAAAUGAACGUCUGGAGCUGGAGGAGAAACUAAAGGAGAGUAUCUCCUUACUGAUGGCAAAGGAGGAGGAGAGGGUGGCUCUGCUUGCAGAGAAAGACACUCUAGCAUUGAAAGUGGUGCAGUUGGAGGAAAUGUUGGUGGUGUUGAGAGGAACCACUGAAGGGGCUUGCAAAGAUCUUUUUGCAGAACCUUGCACAGUGACUGCUGUAGAAAUCUCUGCGGAUACCGAAGAAGACCUUGAAGGCCCAACUCAAGAAACCAGCAAAGAACCAGUUGAUGAAUCCAAUGAGAAUGAGUCUUUUAUAAAUGAACACUUGAAAAGCAGUGGUGGUAUCACAGAAAACACAAUGCACAUUAAUGUUAGAUUCAGUACUGAAGAGGAUUUUAUGGGUAAUGAUGAAGCAGAGACAGUGGAUGAGGUUGCUAAUCCAGAGAUUGGUGUCAACAAACAAGAAGUUACCACUUCAGAUGCUUGUGCAGACCAUAAAGACACAGCUGAUGUAGAAUCUGCUAAUAGUUACAAAGGAAGUCUUACAGAAGAGAAGGAAAAGAAUGAACCUAAACAUGCUGUAGGACUAUCAAUUGAAGAGAUUGAUGUUUACAAUGAUGCUGCAUCGAGUAAUGCAGAGAGCAAUAUCACAAAGGCUCAAGAUGAAGCUGAUGGUGUGGUUGCUGACUCUGAUCUUACAAAGCUAGAGAACACUACAGACAAGACCACAGUAGAGUUUGAGAAGGCAACAUUUUGUAAUUUGCAAGGUUCUGAAUGUGAUGACAUUGUUGUAUUAGAUGGCACAGAAAUGUGUGGUGCUGCCAUAGAAAAUACAGAAAGUUUGGGCACCACAUCCAUUGGUAAGCAUAAAGAGUGGACAGUCAAUAUUCCUGAUGCCUCAGAAACUCAUAUCUUAGCAGAGGAGAGCUUGCGACACCAGGAAUUUUCAGACCCGGAUGAUGCUGCCAGCAUUGCAAGUCUUCAGAAUCAAAUUAAGGCUUUGACAGAGGUUUGUGCUCCAACGUCAGUUAACAUGGAACUGGUUUCUGAUAUGAAAAAUAUGUGCAUGCAGGAGAUCUUGGAUCUUCAAGAAAUGGUGAUGCAGUACAGCAGAGCUGCAGAAUUCACCAGUUUCCUGAAUCCUGAACUGCAAGACCUGGAAAGAGUACCACCUAAGCCUUGUGAACUAAAUGCACACGUAGACACAGAUUUUGAACUUACCAAGCAUAAGAAUUGCUAUGAGCUGCAGAUGGUUGAAUCCAACAGAGACUCGGAGGGGAGAAUCAAGAGUCUGGAAGGUAAGAUGCACAUAGUCCAGGACUUCCACAAGCAGCAGAUGUCUGUCCUGGAGGAGUCUACUCGACUGAGAGCAGAUAAUUGUAAACCGAAUGAAUUGUUGAAGGAACUCGAGAAACAGGAUGAGAUUCAACAGUGGGAUUCUGACUUCUCAGAUUCUUCAGAUGACUCUUUCUUGGAGCUCAAUAUUCAAGUGAAGGAGAAGAUUGGUGCAAUGGCAAAUCAGGAACUCUUCAAUAUGCAAAUACUGAAGAAGCAGAAUUCCAGAUUGCGUCAAGUGCUGGCUGAUCUGCAGGGCAAAUCUCUCAGGAUCCACAAACAAAUGCAAGAACGGAGGAGUGAAGUUUGUCAUCUGGCUAAAGAAAACCUCAUUCUGAGGCACAGGAUCUCAACAGUAAGGGAAGAGGACCUUAGAGAGAACCAGGAAAAUCUGCGACUACAGCACAUGAAGCAAGGGAAGAGAGCAGCUCAAGCUUUAAGGAGACAGCUCUCCGAGCCACGCCGCCUAGAACAUCAUCUUGAUGAAGAGAAUGUUUUAUUACAACUGAAUGCAGAUCAUGUGCCUCGACAUACUAGCCAGGAAGUGAUGCGUCCCCAUGACCACAGUCCAGCCAAUGAGAAGAAUGGGUUGUUCCAGUUGUUUGAUCGAGAAGAUUUUGUAUCCAGAAAAGAGAAGGAGCUGCUUAGAGCUGAACUGAACCGGUGUAUAGAAAAGGGCAUGUCGCUGGAGUCAUCACUACAGACUCUAACUCAACAGAACGCUCAUCUCAAAUCUGACCUACGCAUCACACAACAGGAACGAGAUGCCCUCAAACAGGAAGUGAUUUCACUGCAUAAACAAAUGCAAUCUGCCAAUGAAAAGUUGUUGGAGGUCUCUGUUGUGUCUGCUGGUCAGCAGCAGGGGAGGCGUUUAUGGGCCGAGCUUUCUGGACUGAUGGAGGCGGAGCAUGCUUCGCUAAUGGACGAAAACCAGCGACUCAAGCGACAAAUGAGCGAGAUGAACUCUGAGCUCCAGAGAGCAAGGGAGCAGAUCUGUCAGUUGGAGGCUUUGAGUCUAAAACUGAGGGCAUUGGUGAAAGUUGCAGAUCAAGAAAAAUCUGCCUUAAAGCGUGAACUGGAUGCUCUGCAUUCACAACUGAUAUCAACACGGAACAAGACUCAGCGGGCUGCAGUCUUGCCUUCAUCUCCUCUACAGUUGCCAGGGGAACAGAGAGGACAGCACCAUAGCGACGGCCCAGACUUCACCAUGCAGGAUGAGCGUGAGGUUGCAUUAUUACAUAUGGAGGACAGGAUGAGAGAAGUGGAGGUCACACUCAGGAACCUCAAACUGUUGUUACAGGAGAAAGUCUCUCAGCUGAAAGAACAGUUGACCAGGAACAGUGAAGCAGACGUGUUAAUAAAAGACCUGUACGUGGAGAAUGCUCAGCUGCUUAAAGCCCUGGAGAAGACCGAACAGCGUCAGAAAGUAGCAGAGAAGAAGAACUUCCUCCUGGAGGAGAAAAUUUCCAGCCUCAAUAAGAUUGUCCGUGACCUUGGCCCUUCCCCGCUGACCCCAACGCCCUACCACUUUACACGCUCUUAAUUCAAUACUGUUGAAUGUUAUUACAAUUGUAGCAUAUGACAAACCUGCAUGCUUUACCACUUCAUAGUAGUGUAUUUUACCCCAAAUUCGAAAUGUGCCAGAAAUACAUUUAUAUAUAUAUUAUAUAUAUAAGUUACGUUGUUGCAUUUCGUUGACAACUACCUCUGCAAGUAGCAGGAAAUCCAAACCCACAGAUACAGGAAACAAGUAUUUGAAAGGGCUCAUAAGAAGACAAAAACACUUGUGCUAUGUUUCAACUGUUUAAAGCCAGGCAAUUCUAAAAUGUGAAGCCUAGUUUGUUGAACAUCUUAACUAAAUCUGAUUUGAUGGUUACUUUUAUAAUUUAAUGAAGGUGUUUUAAGAAUAGGGCAGAUUGUUAUCGGUGAGUCAGGACAUCCGAAUGUAACUGGACAGGAUAAAAAUCCUUUAGUAUGCUAUAGCUCCAGAGAAGCCUGUGGUCCAUCUGAAGCCCCUUUGUUCACAUACAUAGUCCCAUCCAUCUUUCUGUGUUAGUCAGACCUUUAAUUUCUAAAAUAGCAAAUAGCCUACACCCAUUUAUUUUAUUUUGUUGUUGUUGUGUUAUUUCUGUUGGAUUGAGUCUUUUGUGUUGCACAUCUUUUGUUUUUGUUUUGCUUAUAUUGUGUAUUUAUUUUAAUGUACCUGUCUUGUCUGUACUGUAAUGCAUUAAGAGCACUGUGAAUACGAACAAUAGGGAGCCUAUUAAAAUAUUUAUGUGCAGUAGAAGAAACUCAGAGUUGACAGAUGUCAGCAUCAUGGUAACUACAGUAUAAUUUGUGAGCGGAGAGGAAAAUUACUGGUUAUGAAGUUUCAUUUCAGGCGUCUCUCACUGAGUUUUUGGUGCUUUGGUGAAAAUGCUCAGAGAAUUACAGGCAUUUAAACCAUUGCAAACUGCUUUGAAAUAUGUGCCCUUACAUUUUUAGAAUUGUAAUGCAGCCUUAGGUAAAGUAUGAAUUAUGCUUUACCACUAUUUGUAUUGAAAAUAACUUCAACUUACUUUUAGAUGUGUUAAUACUGUAAGUCUGAUGUUAAAACGAAUGUAAAGAAAAUCAUUGUU